Molecule: messenger RNA, 1570 nt
Organism: Gigantopelta aegis
Lineage: Eukaryota; Metazoa; Mollusca; Gastropoda; Neomphalida; Peltospiridae
Cellular component (GO): nucleus
Molecular function (GO): RNA polymerase II transcription regulatory region sequence-specific DNA binding; DNA-binding transcription factor activity, RNA polymerase II-specific
Source: RefSeq, a predicted model, not a curated record
UUCACUAAAUACAUGAUGGCAAGAAAUAAGUAAACAUGAAGUAGGUAACAUAUCGAAAUUAUUUUUUUCAAAUCCCCAAUUCUAACCUCAAAACUGAUUGGAAACGUACAUGGACUUCGAGAAUGGCUUCGUCAGUGAAACCUAAGACCAUCAUUAUAACAUCGACGCAGAAGAAACACUCGCUGCUGUCACUUCCUCAAACUGUCACAAUUUCGGUCCCGAUGACAGACACCAUGAUGGAGGAUCAACAACCUCGAAAACGAAGGCGGCUCACAAACCUCUCGCCAGAGGAAAAAAUGCUUCGGAGAAAAUUAAAAAACCGUGUUGCCGCACAAACUGCCAGAGACAGGAAAAAAGCUCAAAUGUCUGAUCUGGAAAUCAAACUGGCAGUGAUGGAGGCGGAGAACAAGAAACUACAACGAGAGAACAUGGCCCUGAGAACCCAGUCUGGCGUGCUGGCUCAAGAGAACACGGAACUGAAGAAACGUCUCAGUGGGGCGGUGUCUGGUCGGCCAGAGUCUGAAUCGCACAGGUCUGCAGCAUCUGCUGUUCCUCUGCUGAAGGAACAGAUUCAAGCUCUGUCUGGCUGGGACGCAAUUCACAGCCUUUGCCCUGACUCUCAGUCUGAUGUACUGUUUGGGCUGUUGCAGCAACUCGACAGUGAAACAGACGAGCUCGAGUCAAAAGAGGAAGCAAUCGCAACCAGUGAGACGGAUUCUUCAAACAAAAAACAACCUCAACCUCAGCCUCAAGUGGUGGGGCCCACAACAACAGAGUUGGAAUCCCUCAAUGAACUCAUAAAAUUUGACCACAUCUACUACAAGGCACCUUGUGUUACAAAGGAGACCUCUCUUGAAGCAUGUGAAACGCAGACUGGUGAAAAUCUGAAGGACAUUGAAGCUUGUAAUGCAAGUAGUUCACCACAACAAAAGAAAUCCAGUUUGCCAGGCCAGUGUGAUGAGCCAGAGAUUCCAGUGUUAGAGCUUGAGGAACUUCCCGAUAACUUCCAAUUGCUUGAGGACCUUCAGGACUUGUUUAAAGAGGAUCUGCUUUCUAAUACAAGUGUGCCAGACGUGCCAGGCACAGACUUUAUUCCACAGGAAAUACAGAGUCAAAACACAUGUGACUCAUCAAAAGGAAAGAAGAGGAAACUUUCAGUUUCUUCAGACAGUGCAUAUUCCUCUGACAUCGAACUUGUUGAUCUGACCAUGGAAGCUAGUUCCCCAUUUCAAUCCCAGGACCUCAGUGAUGUGAGUUCCCCCAUGAGUGACUUGUCAUCACCUCUUGGUGAUAAUCCAUGGGAAGAAGACUUCACAGACUUGUUUCCCGCUUUGAUAUAACUUGUAUCUACUCCACUGUGUUCAGGACAAAGCUCUUUUAAAACUGGUUUUGAGGAGCAGCUUAUAUUGGCAGUUAACAAAGUUUGUGUUCAUCAUAAACAUAUCGAUAUAUAUAUAUAUAUACAUACAGGUGUUAUAUAUAUUUUUGUGGUCAGAGGAAUUGUACAUAAUGUAAUUUAUUGCUGGUCACAUGAUGUAUUUUCUGUGAAAUAAAUGUCUAGGUAGUCUGA